This is a messenger RNA of Sordaria macrospora k-hell, 1335 nucleotides long. RefSeq lists its product as uncharacterized. The record is from RefSeq and is a predicted model, not a curated record. Gene Ontology annotation, cellular component: cyclin/CDK positive transcription elongation factor complex; nucleus. NCBI's taxonomy places the organism in Eukaryota, Fungi, Ascomycota, Sordariomycetes, Sordariales, Sordariaceae. Gene Ontology annotation, biological process: regulation of transcription by RNA polymerase II; positive regulation of DNA-templated transcription, elongation. Gene Ontology annotation, molecular function: cyclin-dependent protein serine/threonine kinase activator activity.
AUGGCACCGAGCAUACCAACCGAGCCGGCCUCGAAACGCAACGGCGCCAAUGUCAAUGACCAUGAAGUGGUCCCGAUAGGGCCUUCCCCGGGGCUUUCGUCCAACCCGCCACGCUACAUCUCGGAACAGACGCUGCAACAGAUGCUAAAGAGCAUUGCCUACGACGAGGCAAGAGAAGAUGCAUACAGACUCAAAGGCGUCCAGCUCAUUGACAGCGUUCGCCAAAGCAUAAGCCUCCCGGUGAAGACUUUCGAUACUGCAGCGACAUAUUAUCACAGGUUUAGGAUACGGUUUCCGAGCGCCGAAUACAACUAUGAAGAUGUGGCUCUUGCGUCGUUGUUUGUGGCAUGCAAGGUGGAGGACACGAUAAAGAAGUCUAAGGAUGUUCUAUGCGCUGCCCACAAUAUCAGGCAACCUCACGAUCAAAGGACUCCGGACGACAAGAUGUUUGACGGGCCAUCCAAGUUUACAGUGGGCCUCGAGCGUCAUAUCCUGGAGACCAUUGGUUUCGACUUCCAGGCUCAGUAUCCUCAGAAGUUGUUGAUCAAAUUGCUGCGGAAGAUGUUUCCAAAGGGCGAGAAGGGAGACAGCCCCGAUGUCAAGAGGUUCAUCAGCGACGCAUACGACAUGUCUAUCGAUCUUUACAAGACAUUUGCGCCCUUGAAGCAACCAAGCUUUCCUCUUGUGAUGGCAAUCCUUGAGUUAACGGUCAUGCUUACGGGCACGGGUGCAGAUCAGAUUUCGCAGUUCUAUUCCGUUCGGUAUCCGGUUAGGAAAGGCUGCAUCCUGGAGGUCAUGCUGGAUCUGAUGGAUCUUUACACGCAAUUCUCCAAAUCCACCAAAGUCGGCAGCAGAUACGAUCUUAACAAGUUGAUGGACGUUAAAAUUGACAUCAACAAGAUGCUAUCGGGGAAUCGGUACCACCGCCACUUUGCAUGGUGCGACAAGUGUGUCCAAGACAGCUCGGAUGCCCUUUCCGCCACCCCGGGUUCCGCCAUUUCGCCAGCAACUAACAGCUCGCUACCGGGAAACAACAUCGUCAAGCGGAAUAACAAGUCGUCCGAGGGAACUUUGCGGUUCGUCUUCGACCAUGAUGAUGUCCGCUUCGAGCGGGAAACAGUGGCGGAGUAUUUUGACGAUGUAUACGAGGAGAUCGAAGAGGAGGUUGAGGAAAGGAUCCCCGAUGAACCAAGGCACUCGAGCCGAAGCGCUCAUCACUCGCAUUCAUCACACCGCAAUCAUACCGACCAUGGCUGGAGUCCUUAUUCGCGGAGUCGGCAUGGUGGCCACAACAGUGACCGACACAAGGGGCGAAAGAGCCACGGUUACUAUUGA